Molecule: messenger RNA, 610 nt
Organism: Capsaspora owczarzaki ATCC 30864
Lineage: Eukaryota; Filasterea; Ministeriida; Capsasporidae
Product: LSM1 protein
Exons: 4
Coding region: 14-427 (137 amino acids)
Biological process (GO): deadenylation-dependent decapping of nuclear-transcribed mRNA
Cellular component (GO): Lsm1-7-Pat1 complex; P-body
Molecular function (GO): RNA cap binding
Source: RefSeq, a predicted model, not a curated record
GUUUUCUUUCAUCAUGCCUCACCAAUACUUCCCAGGCAGUGCUUCGCUGCUGGAAGAGCUCGACAAGAAGCUCAUGGUUGUCCUGCGAGACGGACGCAAGCUCAUUGGAUUCCUGCGCUCGUUCGAUCAAUUUGCAAACUUGGUGCUGCAAGACACAAUCGAGCGCAUCUAUGUCGGUGAUGCGUACGGAGACAUUCCACGAGGCAUCUUCCUCAUUCGAGGCGAGAACGUCGUCUUGCUCGGCGAGAUUGACUUGCAAAAAGACGCACAAACCACCCUGCGGCAAUUACCAGUAGAGGAGAUUCUCGUGUUGCAGCGCGAAGAGCAAGAGCGAAUUGAGGCACAGCAGAAAAUACAGUACAAGGUCAUGCUUGAUCGUGGCCUCCAGCCGGUUACAGACGCUCUCUACGAGGACACAUACAGCUGAACAACCAAACAGUUGUUUUGUUCGUUCUGACACUUUGUGGUCGUUGAUGGUUAUGAACGACGGCCCAAAAGAGGAGCAAGGGUACUAUUGUAUUACGUGCACACUGUGUGCUUGUAGUCUGUGCCAAGUUGACUCGUUUUUGCUACCAUCCGUUUUGUUACAAUACAAAAAAUCAGCAUCUUA